Molecule: messenger RNA, 11804 nt
Organism: Acanthopagrus latus (yellowfin seabream)
Lineage: Eukaryota; Metazoa; Chordata; Actinopteri; Spariformes; Sparidae
Product: polycystic kidney disease 1 like 1
Exons: 56
Coding region: 1174-11202 (3342 amino acids)
Biological process (GO): detection of mechanical stimulus; kidney development
Cellular component (GO): membrane
Molecular function (GO): protein binding; calcium channel activity
Source: RefSeq, a predicted model, not a curated record
GUAAAUGGCGUGUCCGGCGCAGGAGCAGAGGCACCUUGACGCACCAGUGCGCACAGGUGACGCUCAGGUGCAACACAUUUUGUCACUUUUAUGCGUCAGAAAAAAAAAACCAAAAUUCGAACGCUCCGGCAUGAACGAUUGAUUCAGCUCAUGGUGCAUGUUAUUCAGCUUUGUAGGCUUAAUGGCUCAGUUGACAGCCUAACUGUUUAGUAAAACACAUAGUCCCCAAAUUUUAUUAAAAAAAGACACAUUAACACUUUUGGACGAGUCUGAGGACAGUUGCCGUUUUUUUUUUUUUUUUUUAAUGCUGGUGAAACAACUGAGAUCAGUUCUGACCCUGAGGUGGUCCAGCCGGCUUCAAACGGGCUGCUGGACAGUAACGGGAUCCCGUCAGUAACGGGAUUUGCUCCGUGGCUCGUGUCUCACGCGUGGCUGUAAAGGAAUAAUUCCCCCUUGUUUCUUCUCAUCCAGUUUUGAGGCCUUUCUAAAGCAGCUGGGCACGGGGCCAGGUCACUCUCGGGCCAGUUGGGUCCAUCCAAACGAGGCGGUGUGAUGACAACAGAUCAACAGCGUCACUUCAUUCACAUCUCUGGAUUAAAAGUGUGCACGAGGCUGGAGGGGGGAGAAAAAGAUCACCCGUUCCUCUAUUCUUUCUUCUUCUCUCUUUCUUUCUUUUUGUUUGUUUGAUGUGGUAUUUCUGUGCCUCAUUUGAACGCAUAAUUUUUGCAGCGUUCGUGACAGAACAGGCAGCAACGCAGGUCUGGAGGGGGCAGACUCGGUGCAGCUGUGCGUGUGACACAUGGCGUUAAAAAAAAAUAAAAAAUUAGACGUUCACUUUGCAGAACAAAUCCCAUUUAAAGGGCAGAUGCACAUUCAUUUAAAUUCCCCCACGACACAACAUGCAUGAAAUACAGUUUGGAAAAAAAAAAAAAAAAAGGGUGGCAGGGUGAGAUCACUUCAUCCUCAGCAGCAUCACCGGAUACACGCACACGGCCUCUGGUAUGAAACUCUCACUUAUUCGGAUGCUUAAUUUGCAUACAGUCUCUGUGUUCACACCUCCCACACACACACACACACCCUGUACUGUAUGCAGUGUGCGGCCUCCUGUCUUUCCCUUCGUACUGAAACUCGCCCUCCUCCUCGCCAGCUCGUCCUCUCUCUCGGGCCUCAGACAUGUUCGGUGUUGUCCUCUGCACGCUCAUUUUUCAGCGCUUGUCCGCGGCGGCGCCUGCGACGGACCGCGAGAUUUCGCCGUGGUUCACGGGGUGCGUCAGCGCCGGCAGCUCGGUUCUCCGAGCACCCGAAGGCGCCCGUGACCUUGACCCGGUAGCCUGCUCCGUGCGCUGCCUGGAUGAGGGGUUCCAGGUUGCUGCGGUGAGCUCAGAGGGUUGUUACUGUGGCAGCCGGCUGCACAGUUUGGUGUCCUGCCAGUGUUUCAACACAUCUUCCAGUGGAGAGAUGAAGGACGUCACAGGAGAAGAAAGACAGAGCGUCCUCUCCCUGCCUGUAGGAGAUGGACGGGGAUGUGUGGCUCUCUACAGAACUGAAGGACCGUUUCUGCACAGGGUUCGCCUGUCUGCCUCUCCACACAGGGCGCAGGCUGGGCAGACCUUUGUUGUGAAAGUUUCAGGCAACCUGACUGGACGCCCCGACCAGCCCACAGGGAUUCCGGCUCUGCGAAGGCAAGAUUUCUCUUACGUCACUGUUGAGAUUCAGGAAACGACCCAUAAAGGUCAAAGUUCACAGCGUGUCAGCGUGCCGGCCGACGGCUCCUUUGUUGUGUCGUCUCACUGGAUUUUGGAAGCGCCGGGAAACUACGAGCUAUACGUCAUUGUCUCCAACCCCCUCUCCGCGCUCUCCUCCACCCUCCACCUCUCCGUCUUUCAGCCCCCGGUGAUCUCUGUGCUUCACGGCCCCAUGGGCGUCCCCUCCUGCAUCCCCUUCCUCCCCGAAGACUCCGACAGUGUUAAAGUGGAGGCGCUGUACGUGGGUGACCCCGCCACGCUGCAGGCAGACGUGGGCGAUGGUCUGGUUGAGGAGUUUUAUUGGUGCUUUACUCACGAGGAAAAAGGGACAAACAUGGAGGACGUGAAGACAGUUUGCACCCACAGCUCUGACUGUGUGAACGGCACUGUGGACUGGACCUUUGAAGCAGAGGGAGUCUACAUGGUGUCAGUGAACGCCUCAGGUGCUUUUGGAUGGACAGAGGAGAGAAUACAUGUUGUGGUGGUGCGUCCCGCCAUGUCUGACCUCAGAGUGAGUGUAUCGGGGAGGAAGCUGACCUCAGGAGAGUGUGUUCCCGUGGACGUGGAGCUGUUCACCACCAUGAAGCACCUUCUCGUCCUCAACCUCACACUGACCGCUGAGCACGGCCGCAUUGACAACACAGCUCAUUUUGAUGGAGAUGGAAAUGAUUCAAGCGAAAUGACUCAGCAGGGAAACGGCAGCGAUCAUGGCUGCAACAACAGGACCAUCAGCUGUGGUCACAGUCUCAAUCAAAACCACGAUAACAUCCGUUGUCACGCUGGCACCCAUUUAUAUCUGCUCUCGGACACCUAUCUCAACAUCCACAGCCGCUCCAGCUGCCAUUUGAACCUCUACCUUUGCUGCUGCCUCCACCCCUCUGCAGGACAGCACCACCUUACAGCUUCAGUUCUCUCCACUUCGGAUCCUCCGUCAGUGCUGCUCUCUGACACCUCGAUGUUGUACGAGAAUAUAUGUGCACUGAGGCCUUCUGGGAGCUGGAAGUCAGAAGUUUCAACACACGUGGAAUUCAGCCUGGAGGUCCUCAGCAAUGCCAGCCGAGUGGGCUCGAGAGUGAGCUGGACCUUUAGUUUGGACGAUGACAUCGUGUUGAACAGGACAACCGAAGAGUGGAGCAUAAAGGCGUCUCUUUCACUGGCAGGCUGUUACAAAGUGACAGUUGAGGCCUUUAACCCAGUCAGCUCUGCAUCGUUCUCCACACACAUCCUCGCUCAAGAUCAAGUAGGAGAGUUGGCGUUAAAUGCUCAAAGUGUGAUCGCAGCAAAUCAAAAACACACUGUCCUAUUCAGCGCCACGGCGGGGUCAAACAUGACCCUGUCUCUGCUGGUGAAUGCAGCACUGCUGUACAGAAACAGCAGUUACACGACAGGAGAGCAGGCGACAGUGGUUUUGCAUGUCAACCACACAGAGACGGUUGUGGUGGAGCUUCGAGCUGAGAACCGAGUGUCUUCUCAGAAGAAAAGCUUGAGGCUGUGUGUGGAGGGGAACAGGAAGCCGUCACCGCAAGUUAGAGUUAAUCCAACGUGGCAGCCACCUACCAGUCAGAGUCCUGUUCACAGCUCGGCUGACAAUGUGCGGAUUUAUGCAGCAAAGCAAGCCUAUCCCACCAGUACAGAUGUAACCUUCCAGGCUGUGACUGACGUACCAGACCCCGUGGAGUUCCUCUGGCACUUUGGAGACUCAACAUCAGCCCGAACCACCUCAAGGACCGUCACCACAAGAUACCACAAACCUGGCAGGUAUGAUGUAGUUGCAGUCAUGUCAAGCGGCCGGACCUCCCUCACCUCCGAUGUGUUCCCACUGGUGGUCCAGAGAGCAGUGAAGCUCAACCGUCUGAUCCACCAGCCGUCUGUCCCGCAGAACCAAAUGGCGACGGUGAGCUGUCGGGUCAACGUGGGGACCGACGUCGGCUUCCUGUGGAGCUUCGGAGACGGAUCAUCCAGACUGGGACAGAGCACAGAGCAGCACGUCUUCCACAGCACAGGAGAGUUCACAGUGACGGUUACCGUGUCCAACCUGGUCAGCUCGGCCUCCCUGAGCAGUCCCAUCUUUGUCGUGGACCGGCCCUGUCGGCCUCCACCGGUCAAAAACAUGGGACCUCUUAAAAUACAGGUGCGGAGAUACGAGGUGAUCCGUCUCGGGGUGACCUAUGACUCGGAAGUGGAUUGUGACCUUUCAGGAGGCCUUCGAUACACCUGGACCUUGUUUGACUCUGCAGGACGGGACUUCCCUUUGCCCCUCGUAGACACACACAGACAGAGCCUAGUACUGCCCGGCUACAUCCUGCGUUAUGACACCUACACUGCCAGAGCCAAGGUUCAGGUGGUUGGAAGCGUGGUGUACAGUAACUACAGCGUGAGAGUGCAGGUGAUACCAAGCCCUCCUGUGGCCUUCAUCCAGGGCGGCACCAACGUCUUCAUCAGGAGCAGGAACACCACUGCGGUCGUGCUGGACGGGCGGAGAUCUUACGACCCGGACUUCCCCAUGAGCCCAGUCAGCUUCAGUUGGACAUGUAAGCCAGUCAGUUCCAUCGCCAGCUCCUGCUUCCACCGAGACGUUCCCACCUCGUUCCCCGUGGUCGCAUUUCCAGCUACAUUCCUUAGGCAGAACUUUGACCAGUUCCAGUUCACGCUCACCAUCCACAGCGGCGAGCGCUCGGCUUCGUCAGAGACCUUCCUCACAUUGACAUCGAAUGUGAUCGGGAAGCUGUCAGUGUACUGCCCUCACUGCCAGGGAGAGCACGUGAACUGGGAUCAGUCUUUCUCCGUCAGCGCCUCAUGCGAAGGCUGUGAUAUUGACCCGGACUACAUCCAGUACUCCUGGCGCCUCUUUUCAGUCAAUGCGUCCUCCAAGCCUGUCAUUGAAGUCCCGUUUUGUUACUCAGUGGAUCUUGCCACUCCAUCCGCUGUUAUGGAGGGUCCUGCCGCUUCCCCUCGGACCUCUGUGACUUCCACCCACAAUUCCUCCGAAUCCAGCGUCCAGAAGCUGGAUCUGAACGUGACAGGCAGCGGAACAUUAUCGGAGAAUACCAGAAAGAAGACGACUAUGGCCGGUUUGACGGAACCGGAGCCCGAGCUUUUCUCUUCCUUAGCCCAUAUGAGAGCGGAAGGAUCGGGAGAGGAGCCCUUUUAUCACCCUCUGGGGGAGUUUGACCCUCCGGAGCCUUUGUACUCUCCCAGUGAAUACCAGCCCCUCGCCCUUGACAACAGCGGCGUCCUAUAUUUAGACCACUUUGGCCAGAGUGGCGUUAUCAGCAAAUUCCCAAUUGAUUCCUCCGCUGACUGGGAGUUUUCCUCCCCCGUUUUGGAGAGCGGCGGCUCGGGAGGUCGAUCAGAUUUGGAUUACGACGUUGCCUGGAUGACCGCAGAGGAAGGAGACCCAGGGAUUUCAGCCGGAAGACCAACAGGUGUGGACGGUGAGAACCUCAGUCCCGGAGAUGAUUUGGAGUUUGAGCCGUCGUUGCAUGAAGACGAGGGGAGUGAUCUGGUCGAUUCCAGGCUGCCUGUUGUGAACCAGGAGCCGAUCUUGCUUGAUUUAUCUCGAGACCUGGUCGACAGCGGGCUUUUUGAGUCCUACACUUACACAGGAAUCUCCUCCUCUGUGCUCGGGUUCAGACCCUUCAGUCUGAGGCCUGGGAGCAGGUACAUGUUGGAGGUCACCGCCAAAUCCGAUGACAGUCUUCUGGGCCGGACUCAGCUAUUCUUAAAAACCAACCCUGCUCCGAAAGGCAUGACGUGCCAGGUGCAACCGGAGGAAGGAAGGGAGUUAUACACUCACUUCAGCAUCUUCUGCGCCUCUGGGAAGGAGGACCUAGUGUAUAAGUACAGCAUCCAGGCAGGCGACGGACCACCCAGGGUUCUGUACCAGGGGAGAGACUUCGAGUAUUACUUCGGUCUUCCUUCUGGUGACUCCAGCGAUGACUAUAAAGUGACUGUUUACACGGAGAUCAGAAGCAGCACGUACGGGGCGGCCACUAAACCCUGUCCCGUCACCGUGCGAGUCCGACCAAGCUUCUCCAGAGACAACUCUCCUUCGUCGUCUUCUUCCUCUUCAUCCCAUCUUGAUCCAGAUCUGGAGCUUUCAGAGUCUGGCUUGAGGAACCUGUCGGCUCUGGUGCAGCUCGGGAACAGUGCGGAGGUCCGUAACUACGUCAGUCUACUCACCGGCAUCCUGAACAGACUCAGCCUGGACGCCCAGGCCAACACGCCUGCGCAGAGACACACACGCAAUGUGCUCAUUCGCACAGUGUGUGAGCUCGAGAGCAGAGAACAGGCAUCAAUGGUGGACAACAUCUGCAUCCUCAAACACCUUUUACAAGCUACUAGUCAGGUGACGUUCGCGAGUGCGAGACAGGCGACACUUCAUGUUCAGGCCAUCUCAGACGGAAUUUCAGAGUCCGGCGCUCCGGCGUGGUACUAUCUGGACGAGAAGACGCUCGACACCCUGAUGGCCCUGCUCUCGUACAGCCUACAAGCUGCUGUCAGAUAUAAUGACAUCACACCGGAAAUGUCCAACAGUGCUGACGUUAAACUGGCAUUAGAUUCAGACUCACGUGAGGAAAACAGCGGUGUUUACAUCAGGAAGGGAGGAUCGAUUUCAAAGCAGGUGGUGCAGCUUGUAGCUGAUACUCUGCAGACCGCUUCAGACAUGAUGCUGAAAUACAUCUUGUUCCAUAAAGCCCAGGAACACAGAGUCAACAACGGUUUUAUCGCCUUAUACGCCACAUACCAAAACCAAACCUCCACGGUCAUCAGCAGUGGUUCUGCCGCCUUCCACAUGCCCGCCUCCCUGAUCCAGCGUCUGUUUGGUCGUCACAGUGGAGGGACUGAGAGCAGACGGCAUCGACCACCGUGUGUUCUCGGCGUGCUGACGGAGCUCACGCACAGCCCUUACACCUGGGCCCACUAUCCUAGGAGGCUGAGCGGACCAGUGAUUGACCUGAGUCUGUACGAGUGCAGCGCGAGGAGGAAGAUCGCUGUUCGCUCCCUCGUGCAACCGGUAAACGUCGAGAUGCAACAACCGGCAAGAAACAAGAGCUCUGCGCAUGAGUACGUCCUCCAGCGCAGCGGGGUCAACUACCACAGCUUCAAUAUUACCCAGGAGCACUUGCAGCAGGCCAUCCAGCUGAGUGUGGCGUUCACCCCGCAACUCAGCAAGCCAUUUCCCAUCCUGCUGCUCUUCAGGAUGUUUGAGAGGCCGACUCCCAGCAUGCACCACCUGCACAGGAUUCACCGCUGGGAGAGUGACACCACUCAGUUCACUCUGCCCUCAUCCUACCUCAGUGGGGUGGCUCACCUGGCCGUGCUGAAUGCUGAUUUUGAGAAAGCCCCCAGACACAAGCACCUGAGCGGAGAGGUGAGCUACACGCUCACAGUGGAGAGCAGCUUGUGUUUGUCCUGGGACGACCACCGGGGGGCCUGGACACACCACGGCUGCAGGACACAGCGAGCAGACGCAACCGCUGCUGUCAGCUGCAGUUGUCACCAGUUGAGGCCGCUGACUGUGGCGCAGCACCGGAUCCACAGCAGCCACGACGCAACCGAUCUGGACCCGUUCCUGAGUGUGACCCGUGAUCUGACAGUGCUGGGUGUGCUGGUGCUGUGUGUGUGCCUAUUCAUCCCCGGGUUGGUGGCGCGCAAGAAGGCGGAUGUCAUGGCCAAGGCUAAUCGGAGAGUCCACUACCUUUCUGACAACUCCCAGUGUGACCCUUAUCUCUAUGCUGUGACCGUCCACACUGGUCCCUGCUCUGCAGCCUGUAUGAGCGCAAAGGUUUACAUAGCGCUGAAUGGUGAAGAUGGGGUCUCGCAGACAAAAGAACUACAAGUCCCAGGAUGCACUCUGUUCCGGAGGAACUCUCAUGACACCUUUAUAUUCAGUGCAGCAGACAGCCUGGGCCCAGUGUGGGGGGUCCACAUCUGGCAUGACAACUCUGGACCCUCCCCAGACUGGUACCUAAACCAAGUGGAGGUAUCUGAGGUGAGCAGGGGGCAUGUGAGGGGACGUGCGUGGCUCUUUGUCGGCCGGUGCUGGUUGGCUGUGAUCAAAGGCGAUGGCCAGGUGGAGAGAAGGCUGCGCGUUUGCACUCGGGGAAUCGGCUUCGCUGAGAUGUUGAGUCUCAAGCUUUCGGACUACUUGGCCGACCAUCACAGCUGGAUAUCUUUGCUCAGCUGCCCCUGCCAUCGCUCAUUCACACACACUCAAAGACUUGGCGUGAACCUGUUGCUCCUGUUGGGGUACGCAUGUGUCAACGCAGCCAUCGUAUCACGGAUGGAUGAUCAGUUGCCAUUUGAGUUGGGUUUUACUGAUGUAUCAGCUGUGUCCGUGACAGCAGGAGUAUUAAGUGUGUUGGCAGUGUUGCCUGCAGCAGGAAUUAUAUCCUUCCUGUUUCGACUGCGCGAUGUCGAGUUGGCACGGUCAGGAGUCCGACAAGUGACGGGCAGGAAGACUGAAAAGGCCACACUUGAAGAUGCCCUUUCAGUCUCUGACAGUACAUCUGAGCCACAUCUCUUUUGGAGUAGUCUGCAGUGGGCGCAGGACACCUGGAGGAGGAAAUACCAGGGCAUGGAUGUUCUUUCAGCGUCUACUACAAUAGUGGAUAAAAACACAGAUAUCGAACCUGUAAUCCAAACAGAUGUGAUCAUGAGAAGGGAGGCGCUUGAGGACAAUACGGGACGAGCCCUUCAAAAUUUCCUGCUGAUUACUGAGGGCAACAGUGUCCAUCGAGCACCUGAGGGAAAUGAGUCUGACAUUUUGAGUGAACGCAGCAGCUUUUAUGGAGCCCGGAAGGCUUUUUUGUCUGGUGCAAGGGAAGGAGGUCAGGCAGUUCAGAAGAAGGAAGAUCCUCAAGGAAAACGGAACGAGGGCAGGCAUCACCAGGCAGCGUGGCCCAGCCACAGCAGUGGUCAUCACAUCGCCGACAGACUGAAAAGGAGAGGACUCAGACCAGUCUCUCAGUGGUGUCACUAUAUGGCCUGGACACUGUGUCUGCUGUUGUCCCUCUGCUGCCUGCUGCUCUCUGCUGUGCUGGGAAUGAGGUUCAGCAGCAGCAAAGUUCUGCUGUGGAUACACUCUCUUCUCAUCUCCCUGAUGUCUUGCAUCUUCCUCAUCCAGCCAGCUGUGAUAAUUACAGUGGCAGUGACUGUCUCCUUAUGGUACGGGAAGAGAGCAGACUUUCAUAGUUUCUCCACUCUAAGAGAUUUUGAGAUGGAGACACCACAGCUGUGGACACACGAUGGUGCUAUUCAACCAGACGGGACGCCUGUCUUUUCCCAAGAGAGAUGUUCACACCUCAAAACGCUGCUCAGAGCUCGUCAGCGAGCCCGGUACCUCCGUCUCGUGUGCCCGCCGACCGCAGCAGAGCUGAGGGUAGCUCGUGGGAAGAAAAGAAGAGAGGCACUCCUCCAUAAAACCCUCAGGGAUUUGUCUGUCUGUGGCUCCAUGCUCCUCCUGAUGCUGUGUAUAAAUUAUGGCAGCUCAUUUUCCGACCAUUACCACCUCAACAAAGCUGUCAGGAGACAGUUUGUAAGCAGAGGCCGUGAUAAUGCCUUUAUGUCCAUACAAAAUCACAACGAGUGGUGGAAGUGGGCACAGACCAGUCUCCUUAAUUCUCUGUACAAGAAUGCAUCAGCUGCACCUGAGUCACACAUCUUGAUUGGAGAGCCAAUCCUGUGGAAGGCGGAGGUGUCGAGUUCAUUUCAGGGCCAGGUCUCGAGUGUGACCACUCACCCACAAUCCAGCGUCUUCAUCCCUACAGCAGCGCCUCCAGAGACAUGUGGUCACCUGGGCUGCUACUUAGGACCGGGUGCUACAGUUGGCCUCAGCCGCACAAAGUCCCACGCCGCGUCCAAACUGAAGCUCCUGCAUUCAGGUGGCUGGCUGGGCAGACGGACGGUGGCCCUGAAGGUCCAGUUCACAUUGUUCAGCCCUGCGCCCAACUUGUUCACCAGCGUGACCUUGCUCGCUGAGCAGAGCCCCGCUGGUAUCCUGCUGCCCUCUGCCAAAGUCCAGUCAGUUAGAGUGUAUCGCACCCCUGCUUUGUGGGACUAUGCUGUUAUGGUGUGUCAGCUCAUCUUCCUUCUCUUGUCUCUGCUGCAACUAUGGGAUCAAAUGUACACUGUAGGGCAGCAAGGGCUGAUGGGAUACUGGAGAAAACCAUGCAACUGGCUGGAAGUCAGUUUGCUGGCAGUGAUCCUUGUGUACUAUGUUUAUUACAUCUAUCACUCCGUCAUUCUCUUGGAGGUUGCGGAGCUGCUGCAGAGAGACAAUCACAGAGGACAUGUUGAUGUCGGCGUCCUGGCUACCUGGGAACAAUGUGUUCGCACUCUUCGUGGCGUUACGCUCUUCCUCCUCACCGUGAAGUGUGCGACCGUGCUGAGGGUCAGCAGGACGUUGGCCGCCUCUGCUACACUCCUCACCCGCUCGCUCUCCAGCCUUUUCUGGCCGAUGGUUUCAGGUCUUAUACUGAUGGUGGCACUGUCCUGCGUGGGGAAUCUCCUGUUCAUACAAAGCUCCGGGGCCUUCAGCUCACUUUCCCGCUCCCUCCAGACUCUGCUCUGUCACCACUGGAGUCCCAGGGCUGUCGGAGGCCUCCACGUCUCCUGGAGUGAUUUCCUUUACCACGGAGUUCUCUGUCUGUCCUUCACUGUGGCGUGGACAGCAGUGGUGAAAGUUGUGGCGUCGUCGUCGAUCAGACGUGCCAAGAGAUCUCAAAACAGGCAAAACACCUUCACCGCAGCAGAAUUAGUCAGCUACGUAGGACGGAGGGUGUCUGACUUCACUGGGCAGCGAAGAAAAGCACGGGCUGAUAAUCGCGUGGAAGGGAAGAUGUAUUACCUUGAGGAGUUUGAAAGCUUAGUGGAUGAACUCCUCUUCAGACUCAACGCCUUCUCGAACAGUCUGCACCACACUCCGCCUCACAAAGCGCAUCGCUACAGGGAGGAUGACGGCAGCGCCAUCUCACUCAGAGAAGAGCCAUCCGACCUGGACACACAGGAUUUUAUCAGAGCACGGAUGACAGAAGAGAGGAAGAGUGACCUCACAGAUGUCAGUGGUCAUGGAAAAACACUGUCUGCAUCUCUCCUGAUCCGGUCCAAGCUUGAGCUGGAGACGGUUCAAUCCCUGCAGAAGAGACGCCAAAGUGGACACAAUUCCUCUUCAGACAUUGUUGUGGUAUUGGAUAAUUCACAACAACCUCGAACAAGAGCUGAGGAAAACCUGAAAGACGACGAGCUCCAGUCUUACUCAGGUGCAGAAAACUGCCUCUCUGUCACGGAGUGUGGAUCACUCAUCAAGGAUUGGAAAGAAGACGCUCUGGAGAAGAAGGAUGAUGAAUGGACUACAACAAAUGACAACUCCUCUUUAAGUAAAAGUCAGGCCACUCAUUCAGAAGUUGUGGUGGAAGUUCUGGUCCAUGAGGAGCCUGAGAGUGUAGCCAGAUAAACAGUAGGAUCUUCAGAGAGAGGCAGUUCUGGAUGGAACACUACAAACAGUUUUUUUUCUUUAUAAAAAGACACUUCAUAACUUGUUCUUCAUUGAUUAAUGGCCAAUUUUCUUUAAAAGUUGCACUGUGGGUAAUGUAGGCACAAUGUUUUGAAAAGCACUCCACUGGUCUAGCAUUGCACUCCUGUAACACUAUUGGGACUCUAUUACGGACAAAAAAGUGAUCAAAAUCAAUUAAGCAUAAGCAUAAUGUGUACAAUUGGUGGAGUUACCCUUUAAGAGACACCUGCAUAAUAUGGGAAACUGAUGGGAUCCUUAACCUUCAAACGGUACUUUUUAUUUAUUUGUGCUGUGAUAAAUCAAAGUUUGUAAAGCAUUAUUUGUAAUUGUUUAAAAUUUCUAUUUGUGUUUUAAUUAAACCUUGUAUUGGUAUUGUCAGAAGAGAAAGAUAUUGCUUUAUUUGCUAUCUAAAUAUUUGACACUGUCACCUGGGGCUGCAAAGACUGGAUUGUGAUGAGUGUGCACUGUUUGUGCGUCAUAUAAGGUGCAGAUCUGGACUGUCUCAUGCAGUGUAUCUCAAAAUAAAACUUUUAUAGCCUGUG